AUGUGGUCUUCUCGCCUUUCACUGGCAAGUAUUGCCUUGUUCCUUACUCAGGGGCAAUGUUCUUGCCCUCCUCUGGAUAUCCCAGCACCUGCGAAGAAUAUCGAGGCAGUCCCCCGUGACUACCAGUCAUUUUCCAUUGAAUUCACCUAUUUCCCUGAUUAUGCGGGUAAUAAGUCGAAUCCGAAUGUGUUCUCCAAGAACCUCUUGGCCAACUUCAAAGAUAUCACGGGCGUGAACCCCAAAUUGAGGAUUGGGGGAAAUUCUCAGGACAAUUCCGAUUACUUUCCCGAGCAAAAGGAGAACAUCAAACUCAUCUUUAAGAAUCCGGGCGAUGACCAGCCGGAGAAAGCCCACUACGGUCCGUCCUAUUUCGAAUCUUACCAGACCCUGGGAGAUAUCCAGUUCAUCCAUGGCUUGAACAUGAAACAAAAUGACUCUCGUCAGCUCCGUGAUGCGGCUGUGGGAGCAUGCACUUCGCUCGGCUCCAACUUGCAUCUCUUCGAGCUGGGAAAUGAAUGGAACUUCGGUCCUGGUAUUUAUCUGGCUGCCAAUUACUCAAUCCAGGACUAUGUACAGGAAUGGAAGAGGAAGUCUGACGUUGUGCUCGCUGGUGUUCAAAAGGCUUGCCCAGGUCCCUUUCCAGGAUUUAUGGCACCUAGCUUCCUUUACUUUGCAUCUGGGCUUUUUAACCAGCAGUUUCCCUGGAAAGCAGAAGACCUCUACAAACUUGGAUACGACCCGAAGAAUUUGACCAAAGAGAUCUCAUUCCACACUUAUAUGAAUGCCUUCCUGCCACCUCUGCCUCCAGCUGCCAUGGAUCUUCAGGAAACUUUCAUGAAUCAUACCAACAUUGUUGAGAAUCUUGCUCCUCAAAUUCAGCGCGCCAAGAACCUCGCUCACCUUGGCCAUCCUUUCACCCUUGAUGAAAUGAAUUCAAUGGCUGGCCAAGGUCGCAAUGGCGUUACUGACGUUUUUGGAAUUGCCUUAUGGCUAGUGGACUUCUCGCUUUGGGCAGCUGCAAAUAACAUCAAGCGUCUCCAUUUCCACCAGGCUCUCAACUAUCGUUAUACCUCGUGGCAGCCGAUUCUAAGCAAAGGAAUUCCUCCGGCCACCAGAGCUCCUUACUACGGCCAAGUCAUGGUUGCCUCUGCUUUUGGUCGCUCAAAGAAUGCUCGAGUUGCCAAUAUCCCUCUAUCUGGAGAUAAAGAGGCUGCCUAUGGUAUUUACGAGGGGAAGAAAUUGUCUAAACUUGUUGUUCUCAAUCUCCAGACGUUUAACCAGACAGCAUUUGGGAACCGAUUGACUCGAGAAUACAAGUUCAACGUUCCUAGACACACGAAGAGGGUCAAGAUUGAGCGUCUUAUUGCUCCAGGAAGUGAUUCUACUGGCAACAUCACUUUUGGGGGCAUUUCAUACGAUUAUGGUCUUAAGAGGGGAAAGCCCACACUGGUGGAUGCAAAGGAAAAGAACCAGUUUGUCAAGGUUAAAAAUGGGGUUCUUCGAGUUGAUGUUCCUGAUUCAUCUGCUGUCCUUCUAACCCUUCUUUGA
Molecule: messenger RNA, 1548 nt
Organism: Penicillium vulpinum
Lineage: Eukaryota; Fungi; Ascomycota; Eurotiomycetes; Eurotiales; Aspergillaceae
Product: glycosyl hydrolase family 79 C-terminal domain-containing protein
Exons: 5
Coding region: 1-1548 (515 amino acids)
Source: RefSeq, a predicted model, not a curated record